CACAUAUAAAUACACAUUCGCGCUUCUGUCGAAACCCAAACUCUGAAAAUUCUGGGAGUGAGGUGGAAAUGGAAGCUCAGACUGGUGUUUGCUCGUGGAUCAGAGCCAAGCGUAUCGGCGAGGGCUCGUUCGGGACCGUUGAUCUUGCCGUGACGAGAUCGGACGGCGGCGUUUUCGCCGUGAAGUCGGUUGAUCGGAGAGUGGGUCAGGAGUGUCGGGUGGAGGCACUUGAGAACGAGAUUGGGGUUCUCCGGCGUCUGUCGUCGCCGUAUGUGAUUAGGUAUCUGGGGGACGAUGUGAGUGUGGAAGGUGGGACGGCGCCGUUUCGGAACCUGCAUGUGGAGUAUAUGCCAGGUGGCACCGUUGCUGAAUUGGCGGUGCUUUCCGGCGGGAAGUGUGCUGACGUGGACGAGAGGAUUGUGCGGUCGUACACGUAUUGCAUCGUCUCGGCUUUGAGGUAUGUCCACUCGAUGGGGCUGGUGCAUUGCGACGUGAAAGGGAGGAACGUCUUGGUCGGCGGCGGUGCCGGCGUGGCGAAGCUCGCAGACUUCGGGGCGGCGAGGAGGAUAUCCGGGGAAGUGGGUCGCCAGAGUGGCGCGAUUUUGCCGCGUGGGAGCCCGCUUUGGAUGGCGCCGGAGGUCAUCCGCCGGGAGUAUCAGGGGCCGGAGUCCGACGUCUGGUCUCUGGGAUGCACAGUCAUCGAGAUGGUCUCCGGAAAACCAGCGUGGGACGAUCGCGGCGCUGAUACUCUCUUUCGAAUUGGGUUAUCCGAUGAGCUGCCGAAGUUCCCAGCUCAGUUAUCGGACUUGGGCCGCGAUUUUCUCGAGAAAUGCUUGAGGAGAGAGCCCACUGAAAGGUGGAGCUGCGAUCAGCUGCUGCAACACCCAUUUAUAUCAUCUUCAUCCCCCAAUUACAUCACAGACGCAUCCCCGAGAUCGGUCCUCGACUGCUUCAAUUUCAGUGAUGACGACGAUGAAGAAACCGAACUGAACCCCAAUCCUGCCCCCAAAAAUUCAGUAUCUGCCCAUGAUAGAAUCCGAAAAUUAGCUUCAAACAGAGGGCCAGUUUGGGAAUCAGAAGAUUGGAUGGACGUCAGGACAUGGAUCAGUGACAGAGCAGAAGCAACAGCGGCGAGCUGUUGUGGGGACGAAGGAGAAGGGACCAAUUCGGCAUAUUCGAAUUUCACAGGGAAAACAGAGGAAAGUGAGAAAACAUUUGCCGAAUAUCCGAGUACACGUGGCACUCCCCUAUUGGACACUGUUGGUAAGCUAGGGUGCGACCCUGGGUCAAGCUGUGGGUACGAGUCAGGGACGAAUGGCUCGGGGGAGAGUAAAGAGACUGGGGUUUACAGCCAUUGUAAAUUAAUAUUACUAUUAUCAUAUUUGAGAAUAAUGAGAAGAAAUUCACAAAUUUUUUAUAUUUAUAUUAUUUAUCUUGAACCUCUGACUUUAAUUGACGCAUGUGACCGACUCUUUCAUAGCUACCAAAAUGAUAUCUCUGAUUUGGUAUGUUAUACAGUUGUACAAUCAUUAUUCCACCAGAAAUUAUUGUCAACCUCCAGUAAAUUAAUGUAG
Messenger RNA from Vitis riparia (riverbank grape), 1574 nucleotides. RefSeq names its product mitogen-activated protein kinase kinase kinase 18. NCBI's taxonomy places the organism in Eukaryota, Viridiplantae, Streptophyta, Magnoliopsida, Vitales, Vitaceae. Gene Ontology annotation, molecular function: ATP binding; protein kinase activity. Bases 69 to 1574 code for a protein of 501 amino acids. The transcript has a single exon. The record is from RefSeq and is a predicted model, not a curated record. Gene Ontology annotation, biological process: protein phosphorylation.